CGCGGGUCCUGCGGCCGCCGGUGCCGCCGCCCCCGCUGGCCGGGCCUCGGGCACGUUUCCAGAGUUUGGUUUGGCUGCAGUAACUCACGCCACAGAGCCGUGCACAUGCCUGGGCUUAAGAAACACAGUUAAAAAACUGCCAAUUGCCACCUGCCUUUUAGAAGCUCCAGAACAUCACGUUUGGAUUCUGGAAUUCCUCAAAUCUCAAGCAAGACCUUGCGUGAAUGUUGACAUUUUCUGCUUGCUGUCUAGGCUGUGCAUUCUUCUGGAGCUCACGAGGGCCUGGCGUCCGCCUGGCUCUGCAAGCCAGCAUGGCGAGGGUGAUGAGCUGUGCUGCGGCAGCUUGCAUGGUGGUGCUGGGCUUGCUAAUGACUUCGUUAACGGGGUCUUCGGUGCCGAACAGUGAGUGUCCACAGCUUUGCGUCUGUGAGAUCCGGCCCUGGUUUACCCCACAGUCGACGUACAGAGAAGCCAUCACUGUUGACUGCAAUGACCUGCGCCUCACCAGGAUUCCCAGCAACCUCUCCAGUGACACGCAGGUGCUGCUCCUGCAGAGCAACAACAUCGCCAAGACUGCCGACGAGCUGCAGCAGCUCUUCAACCUGACGGAGCUGGACUUCUCCCAGAACAACUUCACCAGUGUCAGGGAGGUGGGGCUGGCCAACCUGACCCAGCUCACCACCCUGCAUCUGGAGGAAAACCAGAUCACCGAGAUGACGGAUUACUGUCUGCAAGACCUGAGCAACCUUCAAGAACUCUACAUCAACCACAACCAGAUUAGCACCAUCUCUGCCAAUGCUUUUUCAGGCUUAAAAAAUCUUCUGAGGCUCCAUCUGAACUCCAACAAACUGAAGGUUAUUGACAGCCGGUGGUUUGAUUCGACACCAAACCUGGAAAUUCUCAUGAUUGGGGAAAACCCUGUGAUCGGAAUUCUAGAUAUGAAUUUCAAACCCCUCUCAAACUUGAGAAGCUUAGUUUUGGCAGGGAUGUAUCUCACCGAUAUUCCUGGAAAUGCCUUGGUGGGCUUGGAUAGCUUGGAGAGCCUGUCUUUUUACGAUAACAAACUGAUCAAAGUCCCUCAGCUUGCCCUGCAAAAAGUCCCAAAUCUGAAAUUCUUAGACCUCAACAAGAACCCCAUUCACAAAAUCCAGGAAGGGGACUUCAAAGACAUGCUUCGGCUGAAGGAGCUGGGCAUCAACAACAUGGGGGAGCUCGUGUCUGUGGACCGCUACGCCCUGGACAACCUGCCCGAGCUCACGAAGCUGGAGGCCACCAACAACCCCAAACUCUCUUACAUCCACCGCUCAGCUUUCCGAAGCGUCCCCGCCCUGGAAAGCUUGAUGUUGAACAACAACGCCCUGAAUGCCGUUUACCAAAAGACAGUAGAAUCUCUCCCCAACCUGCGUGAGAUCAGCAUCCACAGCAACCCACUGAGGUGCGACUGUGUCAUCCACUGGGUCAACUCCAACAAGACCAACAUCCGCUUCAUGGAGCCCCUGUCCAUGUUCUGUGCCAUGCCGCCCGAAUACCGGGGGCAGCAGGUGAAAGAGGUCCUAAUCCAAGAUGCAGGUGAACAGUGCCUCCCCAUGAUAGCUCAUGACGCCUUCCCCAACCACUUAAACAUGGAUAUUGGCACUACGGUUUUCCUGGACUGCCGGGCCAUGGCUGAGCCAGAGCCCGAAAUUUACUGGGUCACUCCAGUUGGAAAUAAGAUAACAGUAGAAACACUUUCAGAUAAAUACAGGCUAAGUAGUGAGGGUACCUUGGAAAUAGCUAACAUACAGAUUGAAGACUCGGGAAGGUACACAUGUGUUGCCCAGAAUGUCCAAGGAGCAGAUACGAGAGUGGCCACAGUUAAGGUUAAUGGGACCCUUCUGGAUGGUACCCAGGUGCUGAAAAUCUCUGUCAAGCAGACGGAAUCCCAUUCCAUCCUAGUGUCCUGGAAAGUGAACGCCAACGUCAUGACAUCCAACUUGAGGUGGUCAUCUGCCACCAUGAAGAUUGACAACCCCCACAUAACCUACACUGCCAGAGUCCCAGUCGACGUCCAUGAGUACAACCUCACCCACCUGCAGCCAUCCACAGAUUACGAGGUGUGCCUCACGGUGUCGAACAUUCACCAGCAGACUCAGAAGUCGUGCGUAAACGUCACCACCAAAAACGCGGCCUUUGCCCUGGACCUCUCUGAUCAAGACACCAGCACAGCCCUCGCCGCCGUGAUGGGGUCCAUGUUUGCUGUCAUCAGCCUCGUGUCCGCAGCUGUGUACAUCGCCAAGAGAUUUAAGAGGAAAAACUACCACCACUCAUUAAAAAAGUACAUGCAGAAGACCUCCUCCAUUCCACUCAACGAGCUGUACCCUCCGCUCAUCAACCUCUGGGAAGGUGACAGCGAGAAAGACAAAGACGGCUCUGCGGACACCAAGCCCGUCCAGGUCGACACAUCCAGAAGCUAUUACAUGUGGUAACUCCGUGGAUAUUUUGCUUCUGGUAGUAAGGAGCACAAAGACAUUUUUGCUUUAUUCUGCAAAAGUAACAAGUGGAAGACUUUUGUAUUUCUGACUUUGCUAGUUUGUGCCAGAGUGGAGACGAUGGGUGGAUAGUUCAGAUUUUUUUUAGUAUAGCGUAUUGCAAGGGUUUGACACAGCUGGCAGCAAUUCAAGGCUUCCAGUUUGUGUCUGGUUUUUAUUCUUAUCAUAUUAUGGUUAUAUUAUUAUUAUUGUUAUUAUUAUUAUUAUUAUUAUUUUAGUUGGUGUGCUAAAUCCAAUAAUGCUGUUCUAACUACGAUGCUCAAUAAAUGGAUUACUGACAGGUUGGGGUUCCCCUGUGCUUUCACCAGUAGCAUGACCCCUUCUUCUGAAGCCAUCAGAGAAAGCACCAUGUCCUCUAAAAAGCUAACGUACAGCUCUGAAGCAGCAUUGAACCUUUUGUAGCAAUCUGGUCUACAGACUUUUAACUCAAGAAGCUAAGUAUAGACUUGCUACCUUCCUUGAAUGAUGUUAGUUGACUGUACUGUAAUGUUGUAUCAACUGAAUUGAAUGUUUGCCUUUGAAUCAUGAUUUUUCUUUCUUGUUUUAUUUUUUUUUGUAAUAGUUAACCAGGCUUAGAAUAAGCUAACAGGCAAUAGAAAUAUGUAAGCCAGAGUUUUUUAAUGUAACAGACUACAUGUUAAUUGUUACCUUAUUCUUUUUAUCUUUAGUAGACACUUUUAAAAGAAAAGACAAUAAUUUUGUUGUGUUUCACUCACCAACAUGUGGUGUAUAAUGAAGACAGAACUAUAAUAAAUUAGUUUUGUUCUGAUUUUUUAGAACAGUUGCAAUAAUGUAUCAUUUAUAGUUCUAGUUGAAGUGGUAAUGUUUUUCACAUCUAUGAAAACAACAACCAAAAUAAAUCAGUUAAGGCAUGUUGCUUUUUAAAACUAGGCCAUAAAAAGUUUUGAACUCUUUUUCUAAGGGAAGAAAUAUAUAUUUUAAUGAAGCUAUUAUUCUAGUGAAUAGGAUUUCUAUAUUUUCAAUAUCACUGACCAGAACCGAAGGGGGGAGGUGUGGUUCAUAUAAAGGAAAAAGGUGUAUUAUUGUAACCAUGCAUAAGUAA
Molecule: messenger RNA, 3591 nt
Organism: Lepus europaeus (European hare)
Lineage: Eukaryota; Metazoa; Chordata; Mammalia; Lagomorpha; Leporidae
Gene: LRRN1
Product: leucine rich repeat neuronal 1
Exons: 2
Coding region: 225-2465 (746 amino acids)
Molecular function (GO): protein binding
Source: RefSeq, a predicted model, not a curated record